Messenger RNA from Seriola dumerili (greater amberjack), 4361 nucleotides. It is a transcript of the gene tmem39a, whose product is annotated as transmembrane protein 39A. Gene Ontology annotation, biological process: negative regulation of autophagosome assembly; negative regulation of autophagosome maturation. Gene Ontology annotation, cellular component: endoplasmic reticulum membrane. The transcript has 9 exons. NCBI's taxonomy places the organism in Eukaryota, Metazoa, Chordata, Actinopteri, Carangiformes, Carangidae. The record is from RefSeq and is a predicted model, not a curated record. Bases 460 to 1941 code for a protein of 493 amino acids.
CUGACUCCAGAUCAGCCGUUUGUUUAGUCAAACUGCGACUGUGCAGUCUCAUUUAGGUCGCGCGCUGAUGACGUCUCUAGGAGAGGAGGUUCGGGUUUGCCACGUCGGUCUCUGUGCAACGCGUUGACACUGUUGCUCCUCCAGCCCGGGGGUAACUUUUAAACCCGUUUUAUGCUCUCAGCCCGGGACAACGCCACCCUCCAGUACCGCCGGUGCGGUCGUAGCUCGUCUCCACACCAGUGAAGCCGGGGAUACUGAAGCUGUGAGGCGGAGAAAUGCCCGGCGCUGUGCGGACUCGUCUCACAACUGACUGAUGCAUCCUGGUCCAGCUCACUCCUCCGUGUGUUAUCGAUGUUGUUGGACUGUUUGUACAUGGUGGCUCAUUGAGGGGAAGGGGAGGAGUCCCAGCAGCUGUUGGUUGGUGGGCGGCAUCCGUGGUUGCCACGGUAACUGGCGACGAUGCCAGGAGGUCGCAGGGGCCCCAGCAGACAGCAGCUAAGUCGCUCUGCUCUGCCGUCCCUGCAGACUCUGGUUGGAGGCAACCUCGGCAAUGGUACAGGCCUCAGGAACAGGAGCAGUAACUCGGUGGGUCUGUCAGCCCCGCCUCUCUCGGCCCUCAUUACUCCGGAGCCAGUCCGCCACUCGAGGAUCCCUCAGCUGCCCUUGGACAGCAGCCUGCUGUUUGAGUUCCUGCUCUUCCUUUAUUUGCUGGUGGCCUUGUUUGUCCAGUACAUCAACAUCUACAGGACGGUGUGGUGGUACCCAUAUAGCCACCCUGCUGCCUCUACCUCGCUUAACUUUCAUCUAAUAGACUACCACCUGGCUAUCUUCAUCACAGUCAUGUUGGCCAGGAGGCUAGUUUGGACUAUAGUUUCAGAGGUGUCUCAGAGCAGCGGCGGAUCACUGCUCCGCUAUGUGGUUCUCAUCGCAGCUCGGCUCUGCCUGCUGACCAUGUGUGGCUGGGUGCUGUGCUGGACACUGGUCAACCUCUGCAAGAACCACUCUGUGCUCAACCUCCUCUUCCUAGGAUACCCAUUUGGUGUGUACGUCCCGCUCUGCUGUUUCCAUCAGGAGGGAGGCAAAAGCCAAACGGCUCCGGCUGACUGCGAUUACCCAGCCGACCACCAGCAGACUGACCUAACAGAGACCCCGUUCUUUAGACCACGUGACUUUCUCUUCCUGUUACGAGAGAACCUCAGAGAGCAGUUCUCCAGCCCCCCGCACAUGCCCACUCACACCUGCCCACCACACACACACUCACACACGCCGGAGUUGAUUCGAGCCGAGGUGGAGGAGCUGAAGAGCGACUUCAACCGUCGAAUCAAGGAAGUGCUAUUCAACUCGCUGUUCAGUGCUUACUAUGUAGCCUUCCUGCCUCUCUGCUUUGUCAAGAGCACUCAGUACUAUGACAUGCGUUGGUCAUGUGAGCAUCUGAUCAUGGUGUGGAUCAAUGCAUUUGUGAUGCUGAUGAGUCAGCUGCUGCCCCCCAGCUACUGCGACCUGCUUCAUCGCUCGGCAGCCCACCUGGGCCGCUGGCAGAAACUGGAGCACGGCUCGUACAGCAACGCACCUCAGCAUGUAUGGUCAGAAAGCACUAUUUGGCCUCAGGGGGUGUUGGUACGACACAGUCGAUGCCUGUAUAAGGCAGUCGGACCCUCUAAUGUCGCUCUUCCCUCUGAUGUUUCCCAUGCAAGGUUUUAUUUCCUGUUUCACAAGCCAUUGCGGAUCCUGAACCUGCUGCUCUGGAUCGAGUCGAGUGUGGUUGUGUACCAGUUAUACUCUCUGCUGCGCUCUGAGCGCUGGAACCACACUUUGUCUCUGGGCCUUAUUCUCUUCUGCAACUACUAUGUCCUUUUUAAACUGCUCCGAGACCGCAUUGUGCUGGGCAAAGCUUACUCCUACCCACUGUCCUCCAACAGUUUGGGGCUCAAAUCGCAGUAAAGGCUCCGCUCAGUGAGACCUCACCUACGAACUCUGGAUUUGGAGGGGAAAUGGGUGGAGGACUGGUAAAGCGGAAGACUGGAGGGUUGUUGAACGCUCACGCUUGGAGGUUAAGGGACAGACUGUGAACUCAUAAUUGUGUUUUGAUACGGUUCUAUUUUUAAUGCAAUGUUUAUACCUAUUUAAAAGAAUAUUUUUAUUUUGUAUACUAUUUCGAGUUACGCCGGGCAUUACCACACUGACAACAUUAGCAUGUUGUGUUAUGUUGUUGCUAGGCGUCAGGGAAGUUAGGGAAUGCCAGGAGGUGACUUUCACCAAAGAUAUUUUAAGUGCAGGUGGCCAAUCACAGUGCGGACUUGGCCUCUGACGGUCACUUAAACCAGAUGAGCGAUUCAGAGCAGUGGAAGGAGUCGAGCCUGAGAUCCUGAAUCCUGAUUGGCCCAUAUUCUGCUUGAACCUUGAGGCUCCCAAAUCUAAAAUCUGGAACCAGUUGCUGUUUGGGGCAGCAUUGCUGCAGCAAUUAAAGCUGAUUGUUUGUCACUGCUCUUUAAGGAAUAGUUCGACAUUUUGGAAAAUGUCCUUCUUUUCUUUCAGGCAAAGAAUGAGAGGAUCAGUAUCACUCUCAUGUCUGUACAGUAAAUAUGAAACCUGUGCAAUUUUUUUGCUUUUUUUUCGUAUGGAUUAAACAAAAUUCACUCACUGCUAGUUGUAGCUUUGUCUUCACUGUACAGACAUGAGGUAUCGAUUUACUUACCAGAAUGAGAAUAAAUGAAUUUCCCAAAAUGCCCAAUUAUUCUUAAAGCUGACCCUCAGUGUGGAUUUUUACCACAAUGUCAAAUAAAACUUUGAUUCACUUGAGAUCAGUCUGUAUGUAAAACACCUUAGGUACUCCCAUCCACUGCCUCUGCAGAAAAUGCUGUAUUCUUCCUCAUUCAUGUUUCUUACCUUUUACUAUCAGUAUCUGCUUGUUUCACAUCGUUGACUAUCUGGAGGGGCAGUUACAGCACCAGGCUUUAUAAACUUUCACAAGGCUGCCAACAAGUGAGAAGGGAUUCAGAUGCUAUUGGUGUGUUUUUCAGCCGUGCCUGCCCCGGUUCUGGUUAUUUGAGUUCUUAAAAGCCAUCCAGACACUUUAUUUUGCUGAUUUUCGGUGCCUGAAUGCUUAAACCAUACUGGAAGUGAGGACCAUAUCACAUCAGGUCCAUCUCUUUGUGGAUUGGAUGCAGAUAACAGAACGAAUGUGGCUAUUAGAAAAGUAUUUUGUUGUCCCCAGAUCUAACCUUUCAUUCACUGCAAAUAUGUCAGUCAUCACGCUCUUAUAUGGAUUAGACAGCAGACGAUAUUUAACAGUGACAUUUCCAUUGGGGAUAAAUGCAAAAUCAAAGGGUGAAGACAGCUGGAGGGGAAAGACUGUAUGUGUCACCUCAUUACCAGUUCAUGUAUUUUUGGUUACCAGAAUGGUGUUACAAACAGGUUGCCUUGCAUGUUGUUGCCUUUCUCUUCAGUCAUACUUCGUGAACAUCCUUUUAACUCUUAAGUGGGUUCCUCUUUAUGAGCCUCCACCCCUCCGCUGGCUCUAAUCUGCAGGCAGUGCAUAACUUCGGGCAGUAUUAAGUGUUAGUGUCACAGCCCGUUCGUUAGCUGUUCAGUAUUCAGAUAGAAAUAAAUACAACUUGAGCAGAAAAGCCUUUUUUAUCCGUCUGAGAGGGAAAUGUGAAAAUCAAUGUUUCCUGUGCUGUUGUGAAUUUCAUAUUGAGAGGUGGAGGAAGCUACUUUUGAGCUGAACCAGUGUGUGUAUCUGGAUCACAGAAGAAGUGUGACGAAUCUUUGAUUAAACUCAAAUUUCAUUCAUGUGCCCAUUAUUCUGCUUUAUCUGCAAACUCAGCCCUUAAUUCAGCCUUUUGCUGCUCAUGUUUUGUUUGUGCUCUUGUUCCACUUGAAUGUAGCAAAUUUUGCAGCUGAACGGUUCUGUUGACUUGAAUUGGCAUGUUUUUGUAAUUUUGAUAGCGAUAGCCUUCAAUUGAGCACGAUCACAGAAAGAUCAGUUUUGAAUGGGUGUUCUUACUUACUUACAGUUCUUACUUGAAUGUUUACUCCUUCCUUAAAUAACACACAUUCUGUCGGCUUUGUUUUGGUUUGGAGAAACCCAUAAGAUCACAGCUGGAGAACAGAAUUGAGGAGUGAGAUUUGGAAAGAUAUAAAUCUGUGCUCCCUCUUGUUAUAAAAAUUGUCAAAUUGAGUCACAGAGUUGGUUUUCUAUGUGCCAUAUCCCAGGAUUAAGACUCCUGGUUGAGCGUGUUGGAGCUGGAAAAGUCAUAGGAGCUGGUCCUCAUAUUUCGGUUUUUUACAGUGUUCAGUUUCCCCCACAGCAUUUCUGAAAAUGCUUUUUGACAUCUGAAAUAAAACAAAUGGUGUUUCAA